CUUGAACAACUGCAAUUCCCACAAUUCCUGCGUGUGGGAGCCAUUCAUUACUAAACAGCAACACAGCGACGGAGUCAACAUGUCAGACAAGAAACAGACCGUAGACCUGGGCUUACUGGAGGAGGACGACGAGUUUGAAGAAUUCCCAGCCGAGGAUUGGACGGGGCUGGAUGAAGACGAAGAUGCUCAUGUUUGGGAAGAUAACUGGGAUGAUGACAAUGUAGAGGAUGAUUUUUCAAAUCAACUGAGAGCGGAGCUCGAAAAACAUGGUUACAAGAUGGAGACGUCAUAGUGGCUGACAAGGCCUUUCACUAUUCUGUGACGUUGGAUAUGGACAUUUGUAUUUGAAGAUUACCUGUUGAACACCCACCACAAGAAGAGUAAUUUGUUUCUUUUUUGUCAGAAAUAUGGAUGAAAGUAAAGAGUUUGGAGAAAACUGUU
Molecule: messenger RNA, 441 nt
Organism: Amphiprion ocellaris (clown anemonefish)
Lineage: Eukaryota; Metazoa; Chordata; Actinopteri; Pomacentridae
Gene: sem1
Product: SEM1 26S proteasome subunit
Exons: 3
Coding region: 80-292 (70 amino acids)
Biological process (GO): double-strand break repair via homologous recombination; proteasome assembly; mRNA export from nucleus
Cellular component (GO): proteasome regulatory particle, lid subcomplex; proteasome complex
Source: RefSeq, a predicted model, not a curated record